AUGGAAUCACUCCCCGGUGUUCCCCCUCCCCCCCCCGUCCCGGUCUUCGGUAGUGCAGUCUACAGAGGAACUGUCCCCCAGUCCGCGACGCCGGCCAACGCGGCUGCAGGUGGCAAGCGGAGCUGUCCAGCACCAGUGCGGAGCCGGCGGGAGCCCCGGGCCCCGCGCGCCCAGCCCGCUGACGCUCAGCAACAGGGCUCUCGCCCAGCAGAUGCUGUCCUCGUUCGCUGCCUCCCGGCCCUGGGCUCGCUGCGAGCCCACGCGGCCUCGACCCAGGCGAACGCUCAGCCGCACGAGCUGCUCCAGCAGGAUGGGCGCGAACACGUUGCCCCUUCCCUUCCCUUCCCUUCCGCCGCCCCGGCCCCGGCCGCCGCCGCCGCCGCCGCCGCCACGGCCGGGGCCAGGAGGGCGCCGCGCCGGAGGCGGGUCAACCUGGACUCGCUGGGCGAGAGCAUCAGCCGCCUGACGGCGCCCUCGCCUCAGACGAUACAGCAGACUCUCAAGAGGACCCUGCAGUAUUACGAGCACCAAGUUAUUGGUUACAGGGAUGCAGAAAGGAAUUUCCACAACAUCUCCAACAGAUGCUCCUAUGCAGACCAUUCCAACAAAGAGGAAAUUGAAGACGUCUCAGGAAUUCUUCAGUGCGCUGCUAAUGUACUCGGUUUGAAGUUUGAGGAAAUCCAAGAAAGAUUUGGCGAGGAGUUCUUUAAUGUAUGCUUUGAUGAGAAUGAGAGAGUCCUUCGAGCUGUGGGCGGCACCUUGCAGGACUUUUUCAAUGGCUUUGAUGCUUUGUUGGAACACAUUAGAACUUCUUUCGGAAAACAGGCCACUCUGGAGUCGCCAUCAUUCCUAUGCAAAGAGCUCCCUGAAGGCACUCUGAUGCUCCACUAUUUCCACCCGCACCAUACCGUGGGGUUCGCAGUGCUCGGGAUGGUUAAGGCUGCAGCCAAGAAGAUCUACCGGCUGGACGUGGCGGUGGAGCAAGUUGCCGGUGAGAAGCUGGGCUCUGAGGCUUCGAACCCGGGCAACUGUGGCUGUCUUACCUUCCUUAUCAAAGAAUGUGAAAACACCACCAUCACGAAGAACCUUCCCCAGGGCACCUCCCAAGUUCCCGCGGACCUCAGAAUCAGCAUCAGCACCUUCUGCAGAGCCUUCCCUUUCCACCUGAUGUUCGACCCCCACAUGUCCGUCCUUCAGCUAGGGGAAGGCCUGCGGAAGCAGCUUCGAUGUGAUGCUCACAAAGUGCUCAAGUUCCAGGACUGCUUCGAGAUCGUGUCUCCAAGGGUUCAUGCCGCCUUCGAGAGGGUCCUGCUGCGCCUGUCCACCCCAUUCGUGAUCAGGACCAAGCCCGAGGCUUCUGGCACUGAAAACAAAGACAAGGUGAUGGAAGUCAAAGGACAGAUGAUCCAUGUCCCAGAAUCAAAUUCCAUCUUAUUCCUGGGCUCUCCGUGCGUGGACAAGUUGGACGAACUCAUGGGCCGAGGGCUGCAUCUCUCGGACAUCCCGAUCCAUGAUGCCACCCGAGACGUCAUUCUGGUUGGUGAGCAGGCAAAGGCACAGGAUGGCUUGAAGAAGAGGAUGGAUAAAUUAAAGGCAACUUUGGAAAGAACUCACCAGGCCCUGGAAGAAGAAAAAAAGAAAACAGUCGAUCUUCUGUAUUCUAUUUUCCCCGGUGACGUCGCCCAGCUGUUGUGGCAAGGACAGCAGGUGCAGGCCAGGAAGUUUGACGACGUCACCAUGCUCUUCUCGGACAUUGUUGGAUUCACAGCCAUCUGUGCUCAGUGCACCCCCAUGCAGGUGAUCAGCAUGCUGAAUGAACUGUACACCAGGUUUGACCACCAGUGUGGAUUUUUGGAUAUUUAUAAGGUGGAAACAAUAGGCGAUGCGUACUGUGUUGCUGCAGGACUCCAUAGGAAAAGCCUCUGCCAUGCUAAGCCCAUUGCUCUGAUGGCACUCAAGAUGAUGGAACUUUCAGAAGAGGUGCUGACACCUGAUGGAAGACCAUUUCAGAUGAGGAUAGGCAUUCACUCGGGUUCCGUGCUCGCUGGAGUUGUUGGGGUGAGAAUGCCACGAUAUUGCCUGUUUGGAAAUAAUGUCACUCUGGCAAGCAAAUUCGAAUCAGGAAGUCACCCUCGGCGCAUCAAUGUCAGCCCGACCACUUACCAAUUAUUAAAACGGGAAGAAAGUUUCACAUUUAUUCCUCGGUCCCGUGAAGAGCUUCCAGAUAACUUUCCAAAGGAAAUCCCUGGGAUCUGCUAUUUCCUGGAGGUAAGGACUGGUCCUAAGCAGCCAAAGCCUUCUCUUUCUUCCUCGAGGAUAAAAAAAGUUUCCUACAACAUUGGCACCAUGUUCCUCCGGGAGACAAGCCUCUGAGACCUACCGCAGAUCAAAGACU
Molecule: messenger RNA, 2395 nt
Organism: Neomonachus schauinslandi (Hawaiian monk seal)
Lineage: Eukaryota; Metazoa; Chordata; Mammalia; Carnivora; Phocidae
Gene: GUCY1A2
Product: guanylate cyclase 1 soluble subunit alpha 2
Exons: 9
Coding region: 1-2373 (790 amino acids)
Biological process (GO): response to oxygen levels; cGMP biosynthetic process
Cellular component (GO): guanylate cyclase complex, soluble
Molecular function (GO): guanylate cyclase activity; heme binding
Source: RefSeq, a predicted model, not a curated record